CUAUGGAGCAGAGAGGAGAAUCAGCUUCCCAGGGUCUUCCACACAGCUGCUGAGUGCCCUGUGGGUGAAAGAAAAGCUCAUGAACUUUUGCCAUGCAGUAGAAGAGAGGGAGGCAAGGCCAAGGGCAGCAUGAGCAGAGCACCAUGUCCCUAUCAGGACAGCUGCUGACACUUCUGUGAGAGAGAGCUGUCCCCUCCAGAGCCACACUGAGAAGCUGCAGCAGGUUGAGAGGAAGGUGAAGAAAACCAGCAAAUAACCAGAAAAGGCUUGAGGGAAAAGGUCUUGAGUGUUCAGUGGAUAGGUUUUUCCAUGAUUAAGCAGAAGUAUUAAAACCUUUUCACUGUGGAAAGGUAAGAGUACCUGGUGAGCAGGGAGAUAGGCAGAGGGAAUGAGAUGGAGGAGGAAUCAGGACAGCAAUGGUUCUGCUCUGGCAGCCAGCAGAGCAGAGGCUGCUUCAAGAAGGGGAGGACAAUGCUGGAGAAGACUAAGAAGGUGUUCAGGAUUAAUAACCUUACCAUAAGGCAGAUGCUGGCAGAAGCACUGGGAAUGUUCAUCCUCAUGGUUUUUGGCUUGGCCUCUGUGGCACAAGUGGUAUUGGGAAAAGGAAACGCUGGCCAGUACCUGAGCAUCAACAUAGCAUUUGGCAUUGGCGUUACCUUGGGUAUCUAUGCGGCUGGAGCAAUAUCUGGAGCUCAUCUGAAUGCUGCCAUCACUGUUACACAGUGUGUUUUAGGAAACAUCUCCACAAAAACGCUUGUAGCUUAUAUAAUUGGCCAGUUCCUGGGCUCCUUUUCAGCAGCAGCCACCAUCUUUGCUCUCUAUUACGAUGCUAUUUAUGAUUACACCAAUGGGAGCUUAACAGUGACAGGACCAACUGCCACAGCGAUGAUCUUCGCUACGUACCCUGCUUCCAAUAUGUCCUUGCAGGGAGCUUUCUUCACAGAGUUUACAGCAACAGCGAUGCUGAUCCUGGGUAUCCUAGUCAUCCACGACGAGAAAAACAAUGGAGCUGUCAAAGGCGCUCAGCCCAUGCUCACGGGUAUACUGGUCAUGGGCAUUGGUCUGGGAAUGGGGCUGAACACAGGCUAUGCCAUAAACCCCUCCAGGGACCUGCCCCCACGGAUCUUCACGGCAAUUGCUGGCUGGGGAAUGGACGUCUUCUCGGCUGAUCAUUGCUGGUGGUGGAUCCCAGUUGCAGCUCCAGUUCUUGGAAGUCUUUUUGGUGUUCUACUCUACAAACUCUUAAUUGAAUUUCACAUCCAGUCUCGCCAGGAAACUGAACCUGAGAAAGAACAGGCAGACAUGGAGACUUCCAAACUGUGAUGGCCAUGUGCUGUGAUGACAUGUGAAGGGCACAUCUGUUUGUCCACAAAGCUGGUGGGAUGAGGGACUAGAAUUCAGUAAACAUGCUCUACAUAAACAGACAAACUUGGUCUCUGA
Molecule: messenger RNA, 1440 nt
Organism: Serinus canaria (Common canary)
Lineage: Eukaryota; Metazoa; Chordata; Aves; Passeriformes; Fringillidae
Product: aquaporin-7-like
Exons: 7
Coding region: 394-1323 (309 amino acids)
Biological process (GO): water transport; glycerol transmembrane transport
Cellular component (GO): basolateral plasma membrane; plasma membrane
Molecular function (GO): glycerol channel activity; water channel activity; urea transmembrane transporter activity
Source: RefSeq, a predicted model, not a curated record